Nymphaea colorata (pocket water lily) is the source of this 2154-nucleotide messenger RNA. RefSeq names its product indole-3-pyruvate monooxygenase YUCCA6-like. The record is from RefSeq and is a predicted model, not a curated record. The coding region runs from base 504 to 1730 and encodes 408 amino acids. The transcript has 4 exons. Gene Ontology annotation, molecular function: monooxygenase activity; flavin adenine dinucleotide binding. Lineage: Eukaryota; Viridiplantae; Streptophyta; Magnoliopsida; Nymphaeales; Nymphaeaceae.
AAAUCUGCGCCAUUGCACCGUUGAAGACAGACAUUAAUUAACAUGGUAAAACGUUUAAUGUGUCGAAUCACAGCGGAAAAUUCUCCAACAUGGCCACCAUUUUAAGGAAGAGAUUUCAUUUCAACGAUGAUGUAAGCAGCAGCUUUAACGUGCGUCAGGCGGGAGUGGGACCAAGGAAGGGCAGCAUCUUCCCUGCUCCGUCAUUCGGGCUCCACAUGCCAGACGCCUGCAUCCACAUGGAUCUAUCCUCCGCCUCUGGUGGAUGCCCUGGUUGUGUAUGAUACAUAAAUGCAUGCCCUUCUCGUUCUAAGAGCAGAAUAAAGCCUCCUCUCUCCCUUCUCAUCGUUACAAGUUCUUCCUUCUGUUUUCCCUUUAUAAAUUUCAAGAUCCCAAGCUCCUUGGACCUAUACAUCCCCUUCGGUCGCCGCCUGUUUAGUUCUCUAUCCAGCCAGCAACAGGCACAGCUCAAGGAUUCCAAAUUCCAAGUUCCAUGGGCCACGGCCAUGAGCGGUAGUGAAAUGAAGAAGGCCGAGGCCGAGCCGAGGCGCGUGUACGUGCCGGGCCCAGUGAUCGUGGGCAGCGGCCCUUCCGGCCUGGCGACGGCUGCAUGCUUGAAAGGUCAAGGCGUUCCCUACCUCGUCCUUGAGAGGGAGAACUGCAUAGCCUCCCUGUGGAACCUCAAGACCUACGACCGUCUCCGGCUUCACCUCCCCAAGUUCUUCUGCCAGCUCCCUCACCUCCCCUUUCCCUCCGACUUCCCCCUCUACCCCACCAAGGAGCAGUUCAUCCACUACCUCGAAACCUACGCUCAGCAGUUUGGUAUUCGUCCAAGAUUCGGCGAGUGCGUGACGUCUGCGGAAUUCGACGCCGGAACUGGCUUUUGGAAGCUGAAGACUGCCGCCGGAGGGGAGUUCAUCUGCCGGUGGUUGGUGGUUGCCACCGGCGAGAAUGCCGACCCGGCGGUUCCGAGCAUCCCGGGGAUAGAAGAGUUCCAAGGAAGAAUCGUCCACACGAGUCAGUACAAGAGCGGGUGGGAGUUUCAGGGACAAAAGGUGUUGGUCGUGGGGUGCGGGAAUUCAGGCAUGGAAGUCUGCCUGGAUCUGUGUGACAGUGGUGCCCGUGCAACCAUGGUGGUUCGCAACACUGUGCACGUUCUGCCGAGGGACAUCAUGGGGAGAUCUACAUUUGGUCUGUCGGCGUGGUUGUUGAGAUGGAUCCCGUUGAGAGUGGCUGAUAGAGUUUUGCUUUUCUUAUCAAGGUUCAUACUGGGAGAUACCGCAAGAUUGGGAAUGAAAAGACCGGAGAUGGGGCCACUAGAAUUGAAGUUUACUUCAGGGAAGACGCCGGUGCUAGAUGUUGGUACACUUGCAAAGAUAAAAUCCGGCCACAUUAAGGUGGUGCCGGGUUUGGAGAGCUUAACUCCAAAAGGUGCAAAGUUUGUGGACGGGAGGGAAGAAGAGUACGAUUCAAUAAUAUUAGCAACGGGCUAUAGAAGCAACGUACCCAUGUGGCUCAUGGAGGGAAAGUUCUUCUCCAAAAAAGAUGGCUACCCCACAACUCCAUUUCCCAAUGGUUGGAAGGGCGAGAAUGGCCUCUAUGCAGCGGGCUUCACAAAGCGAGGUCUGGUUGGAGCUUCAACGGACGCCGUGAGAGUAGCCCAAGAUAUCGCUCAGCAAUGGAACCAGGAAGCCAAAUAUUUCACCUUUCCGCCCAGCAAGAAAAAUAUCUGAAUAAGAGAGAGAGAGAGAGUGUGUGUGAUAAGGCAGGGUGGAAAAUUUAUGUUUGUCGUUUUUGUGACUCGAAGGCUCAAAUAAUUGGAUGGGCCAGUCGAUGUUGAGCGAAGUGAAGGAACGAGGGCGACCUUGGGAAAUGAUGAUUUAUUUCUCUUCCUUGCCACAUCUUUCUGCAUGUCUCCUUGGACCUCACAAGAUCGCCGGAGGAAGGUGAUCAUUGAAUGCCGUGCAACAAUGACCACUCAAGAAUGCUGCAGGAAGCAUGUUCCUAACCAUGUACUACAUCUGGAUGGUUACUUGUCUUAUCUAAUAAUAUAUCAGUAAUCUCCAGCAUCGCUAUGUUGUCGCAACCACUUAUUAUUAAUGAAACCCCAAAAGCUGAAAAAUUAAAAAGCCCACAAUUCUGCUGUGUUGUUGACGC